Molecule: messenger RNA, 1329 nt
Organism: Diaporthe citri
Lineage: Eukaryota; Fungi; Ascomycota; Sordariomycetes; Diaporthales; Diaporthaceae
Exons: 2
Coding region: 1-1329 (442 amino acids)
Biological process (GO): peptidyl-arginine methylation
Cellular component (GO): cytoplasm; nucleus
Molecular function (GO): protein arginine N5-methyltransferase activity
Source: RefSeq, a predicted model, not a curated record
AUGGCGUCCUCCUCGAGCGAGCUCUUCGACGAGUCCAUCUCCGCCCGCAUAACCCCCGAAUCCCCGAUCGAUACUUCUGAAAUCCUCCUGCGCGCAUGGCAGCAUGACACCCCGGCCAUCAAGAAGCUCCUGGACGCCCCAGGAAAGGCGUCCGUCCAGGACCCUAAGACGGGCGAGACGCCCCUGCACGCCGCGAUCCGGUCCUGCGGGUCCGCAGGGGACCCGGAGGCGGACCCAGAGGCCAUCGAGAAGGCCAAGGCCACGGUGCAGGAGCUGCUGCUCUGGGGCGGGAUAUGGAACGACGUCGAUGACCACAACGAGACACCCGGGUGCGUCGCGCUGAGGCUGGGCCAGCCCGAGCUGUACGAGCUGUGCGUCCAGGCCGGCGUGCGCGCGGAGCUGCUGUUCGGGCUGCUCGACGGGUAUGAGGAGCUGAGCUCCGGGUCGGAGGCUGAUGACGAGGACAUGGCAGAGGCAGAGGGAGAGGAGGAGGCGGCCCACGUUGAGGUCGAAUACGACGGCCCCACCGGCGCACCAGAGGACGGCGACGAAGCUCCCGAGCUGAUCGAGACCGCGCAGCUCAAGUUUCAGCCUCCCAAGCCCGACGCCGAGACCGAAGUCAAGAGCGAGAAGUACCUGCGGUCCAAGCUGACGUACUCUGACGGCAAGUUGGUGGACGACGACGGCAACGGCGUCAUGAUGGCCUGGGAGACGGACAUCAUGCGGCGCAGCGUCGACGCCCUGGUCCCCGGGAAGCCGCCGGGGAAGAGGAUCCUCAACAUCGGGUUCGGCAUGGGCAUCAUCGACAGCAUGUUCGCCGAGACCAAGCCCGCGAGGCAUCAUAUCAUCGAGGCGCACGAGGAGGUCCUCGAGCACACGUCCUCGCCCGAGUCGAGCUUCGGCGCCGGCUGGGAGGCCAGCGGCCCGGAGGAAGGUGCCUACAAGAUACACAAGGGACGAUGGCAGGAUAUCGUCCCCAUAUUGCUUGAGCAUGGCGAGGUGUACGACGCAGUCUACUUCGACACCUUUGGGGAGGAUUACAGCCAGCUGCGAAAGUUCUUCACAGAGUACAUCCCUGGCUUGCUGGACCAGAACGGUAUCUUCGGCUUCUUUAACGGACUUGGCGCUGAUAGGCGGGUCUGUUACGAUGUUUACACCAAGGUCGUAGAGAUGCACAUGGCCGAUGCAGGCAUGGAUGUGGAGUGGAAUGAAAUUGACGUAGACUUGAAGGGGUUGGAGGAGGCUGGCAAAGGCGAGUGGGAAGGUGUCAAAAGGAGAUAUUGGACACUGGACAAAUAUCGGUUGCCUGUUUGCACCUUUUUGGGCUGA